AUGACGGAAAGUAGUGACAGGCAACUAUCCCACAUCGUCGGUACAGGCCAGAGAUUCGGCACUUCUCCACAGCCUCCUAUCACUAUUGGACACAUUCCAUCUGUGAAAAUCAAAAACCAAAAAAUGGAGCCGCCCGCUUGCGUCCAGAACGCCAUGAUGACCAAAGACAAGAAACCCUUCACCUACACCCCCGGGGGCGUAGACUUCUCGGAAGCCCGCUCCCCCCGCCUCCAGCGGCGCAUCGAAAGAAACGCCCAAUUGGGCGGCGCCGCCCAAAACGCCCCACCACCACCACCUCGCCCAUCAGGCGACGCCGCCUCCGCAGCGCCGCCUCCAUCGUGCCGCCCCCUUAUGCAAGUGCAGGUUCUACCUUCGGUACCGCCGCCGCCCAGAGGAGGAGCUCCUCCGCCGCCGCCUCCGCCGCCUUCCGCGGGCAAAAAGAAAGUGAGCGCGGGCGGCGGCGGGGCGGUGGUUGAGAGGCCCGACAUGACGAAGAUCAUACCGGAGAACCCGAUGGCGUUGUUGAGGAAGACCGGGGGACCGGCCCCGAGGAAGAGCUUGGUGGAUAAGCUGUUCGAGGAGGGCGGAAGGGGCGGGGAAGAGGCGGCGCCGAUCUCUCCUGUACCACAACCGAAACCACAACCCCAAAUACAACCACAACAACAACAACAACAAUACCCAUCAGUUGAACCACCCAAAUAUCAAUCGUUUCACCAUAGACCGGAAAUGGCGCCCAAAGCGAACGCCGCCCCAUUGGGCACUUCUCGCCCCGACAACCUGGCCAGCCUCUACAUCCCCCCGCCGUCUCCCCCCCACAACGACGACCACACCAAACAAAAGAAAAUCGCCUCGCCGCCCACUCCCCCCGAAAGGCACUUCGAAUCCUCGGGCUCCCUCCAAACGCCCCCGCUCAGAGAAUGCCCCAAGCCAUGGCAAAUCAAGAAGGCCUGGAACCAGGAAGAGCUACCCGCAUGGGCCAAAAGAGACCAAUCGCCCCAAUCCCCCCCAUCACCGCCACAACAAAAACCUCAACCUCAACCCCAAUACGAACCUCAACCUCAUCCAAAGCCGCAGUAUCAACCGCAACCUCAUCAAACACCCCAGUACCAACCACAACCUCAUCAAAAGCCCCAAUAUCAAUCACAACCUCAAUACGAGCCCCAGUAUCAACCCCAAUACCAACCGCAAACGCCUCCAUCUCAACCCCAGCCCCAUCAAAAGGUGCAAUAUCAACCGCAGCCUCAAUACAAACCUCAGGCUCAGGCUCAACCGCAACGGCAGCCUAUUGGCGUGCGAAUAGAGAUUCGUACGAAGCCUCAGGAGUACCAGGAGCCUCAUCAACCUCAGAAGCCUCAGCAAUACGGAGGGGAGAACGGGGACGAGGCGAAGCCUAACGUGGUUUACGUGACGCAGCCGCUGGUGCUGCAGCACCCGGGGGGCGUAGCCCCCGGAAGGGGCUCGGGGAACGGGCCGGUGCAAGUUGUGGAGAGGGAAUUUGGGAAUCCCGCUCAAUCGAAUUCGUUCAAAAUCAUCCAGAGAAUCGUCUCGGAACCGGAUGAGAGUUUGAAUGGAAAUUCCGCGAAAAAUUCGCAAAAGGGACCGGUAAUUAGGACGAUUCCCAUUCAAAUUGAAGCCACUGUCGAAGACGACCGAAACGAAGACCCCCUUGGCGGGGACGCCCCUGUUCAACCCCCUAUCUAUCCCCAACACCUACCCCCUCAUCCUCUAAACCCCCCUCUACCCCCUUACUACCCCUAUCCGUAUUGCGGCUCUAACGAUGAAAAUGGCUCUAUUUCGGACGAUUACUCAAUGUAUUACGACCCUUACUAUUAUCAUUAUUACUAUGGCUAUCAUCACGAUCAUCCCGGUUACGGUCAGUUCUAUCCCUACUCUAUGCCUUUCUCUAAUAAUUUUGAGCAAGAAGAAGAAGAAACCGUCGUAGAAAACGGCUCGAAAACUCAAUUAAAAUCAAUUAAACCGCUCAAAAACCUCGACCAUUACAUCAGGGAUGAAACAGAUGAUGAUGAUGAUGAAGAUGAUGAAGAAGACGAUGAACAUGAAGAAAAUUCCUCUCAAAACAGCUCAAAAACCGCCUUAAAAUCCAUGAAAUCCUUAACGAAUAUCGAUCAGUACAUCAAAGAAGGCGCAGAAAACAUCGAAGAUGAAGAUGACGAAGACGAUGAGGAUGAAGAAACGAGCGAAGAAGACGCCUGUCCCCACCAAUUGAGCGUCAUAAUGGAAGAAAGCGAGUCGAAAUCCAGAGAAACUAGAGCUUUGAGCGACUCCGAUACACUCACAGGUAACAGUGAUGAUGAAGAAGAUGAAGAAACGACGAGAGAAUUUGAAGAAAUCGAUGAAUUUUGCGAAGAGAGGCCAGAAGAAUGCGAAAAAAUCGAAGAUAACGUUAGAACAUUUAAGGAAGAAAGCGAUGAAAUUGAAGAAAUUUGUGAAAAAGUAAGCGAAGAAAUCGAAGUAACCCGCGAUGAAACGGCAGAAGAAAGCCUAGAAACCUGUAAAAAAAGCGGAAAAGAAUCAGAAAAAAUCGAAGAAAAGCGCGAAGAGGACGAGAAAAGGGGCAAUGGUGAGGACGACGAAGAAGAAGAAGAAGAAGAAGAUUGGUGGGAGAUUUUGGGUAAAAAGGAAGAUGAUAUUCCUCCUAAGAAAAUGACAAAUUCCGGAAUUAUUGUAGAAGAAGAUAGAGAUGAGAAGGAUGAUGAAGAAGAUAUCAGAGAAAAUGUAGAAGUUAUAGAAGAUAAUGAUCAAAAUCAAGGAGGUAUUGAAGCAGUCGAUGAAAGUGAUGGUCAAAAAGAAGAAAGUGACGAUCAAAAAGAUGAAAGUGAUGAACAAAAAGAAGAAAGUGACGAUCAAAAAGAUGAAAGUGAUGAUCAGAGAGAUGGGAAAACAGACGAUAAUAGAGCAGUUAAAGAUAAAGAAAAUGGUGAUGAUGGUGAUGAAACUUAUGAAUACACGGUGGUGGUGCGGAGGAAAAAGAGGGAAAGUUCCCUUGAAGUGGAAACGAAACCAAGACCGAAGAGUGUCUACGAAGAAAUGGAAAAACUCGGAAAAUCUGGAAAAUCCGGAAAAUUCGGCUCGACCGGAAAUUUGAUCGAAAUCGAUGAUUUCGUCGGGAUUUUAGAGCGAAUUCGUAACGAUUUCGGUGGAUUUUUGGUAUGCAGGAAACGAAAUCAUGAUCAAGAUCAAUCCCAACAUGAUCAUGGUCAAAAAUCAAUUAAAAAUCUAAAUCCUCACCAAAAUCACGAUCAAAACGGUGAUAUUGACCAAGAACCGAUUAAAAAUCGAAUUCAACACGAAAAUCAUGAUCAAAAUCAUCACCAAAACCUCGAUCACGAUCAAAUUCAUCAGCAAAAUCAUGGUCACGAUCAAAAGCAUGAUCAUAAUCAAAAUUACGAUUACAAUCGAAAUCAUCAUCAAAAGCAGGAUCACGAUCAAAAUCAUCACCAAAAGCAUAAUCAUGACCAAAAUCAACAACAAAAUCACCUCCAAAAGCCCGAUCAUGAUCCAAACAAUCAACAAAAUCAUGACCGCGAUCAAAACCGGACUCAAAACCGAAACCGGCCCGUUUCCAUGUACGAAUUAGGCCAACUCGAUCUUUCCUUUCAAGAGAAACGCCGCUCAAUCGGCUCAAUUCUCAACAUUCAAGAUGGCGGCUCCGCUGAUUAUAUGACGUAUAAUCCCAGCAGGAACCGCCCGAAUGGCGUCGAUAAGGGGCAGCGUCCCUUAACCCCCUGCGAGGAUCCAGAGCCCACUGGAUUGAGCAUCAAAGAUCGCAUUAGAGCCUUGAGGGAGAGCAUAGAGCGCAAAAGGGCGGAAUUCUCGACGCAGGGCCAGCCCAAAUCGUCCGAAGAGAGCGAGGAAAGCGACGAGGAAGAGGAAGAAGAGGAGGAAGAAGAUUCGGGCGUGAAUUCCGAUUUGAGCUUGAGCAGCAAGUGCACCGAGCCGGGCUCAAAGCUCAACGAGUACCGAAGGGCCAAUACUCAUUCGAGAUUGUUCAAGUUGCUGCAAGAGAGCAACGAAGACGAUGACGAUGAUGAUCAGCUGUGCACUCAAAGUGCUCUAAUCGGUGCUCAAAUCGUUUAA
Molecule: messenger RNA, 4098 nt
Organism: Phyllotreta striolata
Lineage: Eukaryota; Metazoa; Arthropoda; Insecta; Coleoptera; Chrysomelidae
Source: the annotation of a GenBank genome assembly